GCCGACUUAAAUAAGAAUUUACAAAGUUAUUUAUCCAGAUCUUCCAGUACUCAGCCUCUGAUCGAUGGAUCGUCGGGAAAACCGACGUCCAGGAUGCCAGGAAUGGCAUGGUUCAGAAAACCUCCUACUGAGGAAGAUAUGAUGUCAAAUGAAUCAGCAAAUGCCUGGUUUCAGCAAGCCCAGAACGACCCGCUUCUUCCGAGUUUGGGCAAACAACAGAGAAUCAUUGGUUUUAUUGUUUGUUUAUUAAUGGGUACUUUUUGUUUUUCACUGGCUGGACUAUAUCUGCCAAUGUUAGCAUUUAAAGCUAGAAAAUUUGCUGCCUUGUACACCUUAGGAAGUAUUUUUGUCAUUUCAUCGUUUUCAUUUUUAUGGGGCCCAGUUCACCACGUAAAGCAUCUAUUUUCUGGUCCCAGAUUACCAUUUACUAUAGCUUAUUUUGGUACUAUGUUUGCAACAUUAUAUUUUUCUUUAUGGGUUCAUAAGACAUUAUUUACAAUCAUAUUUGCAUUUGCCCAAAUAAUAGCUUUAGUGUGGUAUUUUGUGAGCUACAUACCAGGAGGACAAACAGGACUGAAAUUUUUUACUAAAGUAUUCUACGCAGCCGCAUCAAAGACAGUAAAUGCAACACUACCAGUGUGAUGAUAAGUCUUGCAUUUCUGGAAAGGAAAUGUAUUGUGAUAUUAUUGUAUAAAGAUGAGUUUUAUCAUGUAUUUGAAAGCUCAAAUGGGGACACAAUUCAAAGCAUAAGCAUAUUCAGGAUUGUGAGUAGAUUUUGAUGUUCUGUGUAUAAUAAUGAAAAAAGGAAUUGUAUAUAAUGAUUAAAUUAUUGUAAUUGUUUCUAUAAAAUGUAUAAUCAUGAUGAUGGUGAUAAAAUAGUAUUAUUUU
Messenger RNA from Lottia gigantea (owl limpet), 888 nucleotides. RefSeq lists its product as hypothetical. Gene Ontology annotation, biological process: vesicle-mediated transport. The record is from RefSeq and is a predicted model, not a curated record. The coding region runs from base 94 to 642 and encodes 182 amino acids. Lineage: Eukaryota; Metazoa; Mollusca; Gastropoda; Lottiidae. Gene Ontology annotation, cellular component: membrane. The transcript has 6 exons.